AUGAAUAGAGUUAGACAAUUGGUGUCUGGUAGUCGAAGACAAUCGAGUAGACCUGUACGAUCUGAUGAACAGUCUAAUAACAAUAACAGUGAUAAUAAUAUAGAAAAUAGGACGGAGAAUUACGAUCAAAACUAUGACGAUCAAACUACCGUAAUGGAAUCAGAUGCAUUCCCCUCGGAUUCUAUAACUCUGAACACAUUUGUUUCUGAAGAUCAAACAAUUGGUGAUCUUCAAAGACAAGGGUACGUUAACAGGGCACCUACCUUCACGCAUUAUAGGGUUUUACCUUUUGUUUCUAUUGUUUUAAAAAAAGGUUUCUUUGCUUUCCCCAGUGAAGAGUCAUUUUCUGUAUAUAAAAAUAAUAAGAGAAAGUUUGAUAGUAUUGAUUGUACACAAGCAUUGGGGAUUCCAUUAUACCAUUCAGUUUCAUUGAAUGUUAUGAAAUCAAUGUUUAACAGGAAACAUCCAAUAACAACCAUAUACAGAUAUAUUAUCUAUGAUCCUAACUCCUCUAUAAUUAAAUUACCAAAUAGUGCCGAAUUUGUAGCGCACUUAAAUUUGGAAAGUGAUGAGAGUGAAAGGAGGGAUCUGUAUAAGAUUGAGUUUUGUACAGUUCAUAAAGAAGUGACAGAUUCAUAUAGAAGAGUUGAGCAUAUUUUUACAUUCUUUAGAUACGAACAAUUUGAAAACCAACAAUAUUCGAAAAAAACAGAAAGUGACACUGCUUUAAGUUCUGACGGAGAACCUAAAGUUUAUAGCUACUCUAUGUUUAAUCAUACUGAGAGAAGAAAUUCAGAUACUAAAGUUGGUGGCCUAAAUCUUCAAUGGUAUGGGACAACUGGUUUUGCCUCUCCGUUUGGGUCAAGCAUUUUAAAAUUACUUAUAUUAGAUGAUAAUAUGGCAUCUCUAUGUGAUCAGAGAACAAUGGAAGAAUAUGAUAAUUAUAGGAGACAUAAUAGAGUAAGACCACUUGGAUAUCUUCCUGUAUGGGCUAAAUAUUCAGAUGCAGGUGCAACCAUCAUUCCUAAAAAGUUAACAUUAAAACUUGCCACAUUGGAAAUUGGCGAGUCUGAUCGUUGCAACUCUGGAGAUAACACUGAUAUUCAUCAAUCUUCUGUAGGUAUAUAUGGCAUACCGUGGGAAACCGAAGUUUUAACUUGCAUGGCAAUGGUUUUACAUGAGUAUGAAUCAAGAAAGGACAAGAGACAUAGUUCAGCAAUAUCUAGAGGCUCACUUGCUUCAUCGGGGUUAUUGCUUACAUCAGGCUUUAUGGUUACCUGA
This is a messenger RNA of Tetrapisispora phaffii CBS 4417, 1281 nucleotides long. RefSeq lists its product as uncharacterized. The transcript has a single exon. The coding region runs from base 1 to 1281 and encodes 426 amino acids. NCBI's taxonomy places the organism in Eukaryota, Fungi, Ascomycota, Saccharomycetes, Saccharomycetales, Saccharomycetaceae. The record is from RefSeq and is a predicted model, not a curated record.